Aspergillus ochraceoroseus IBT 24754 is the source of this 171-nucleotide messenger RNA. RefSeq lists its product as uncharacterized. NCBI's taxonomy places the organism in Eukaryota, Fungi, Ascomycota, Eurotiomycetes, Eurotiales, Aspergillaceae. The record is from RefSeq and is a predicted model, not a curated record. The transcript is spliced from 2 exons. Bases 1 to 171 code for a protein of 56 amino acids.
AUGCUGGAUACGACUGGCACUGCAGAUUGCGAGCAGACUCUGAAAAUGUUUCCCGAGGAUGAUUUGCGAGCUGAGAUCAAUCGCCCAGUCUCUGGUGUUCCCUAUGUGUUCACUGGUCACGCUGACUGGGCAGCGGGCACUCUGGCCGUGGGGUUUCAGACUCUGGUUUGA